This is a messenger RNA of Erythranthe guttata (spotted monkey flower), 753 nucleotides long. The record is from RefSeq and is a predicted model, not a curated record. NCBI's taxonomy places the organism in Eukaryota, Viridiplantae, Streptophyta, Magnoliopsida, Lamiales, Phrymaceae.
AUGGGUUUAGAAAAUAACUUUGUGCAGGCAGCCAUUCCAUAUUUUGACGGUCAUUACGACCACUGGAGCAUGUUGAUGGAGAAUUUUCUGCGAUCCAAAGAAUAUUGGCCAAUCGUAGAAACUGGUGUUGGAGAACCUGAAAAUGUCGAAACCUGGACGAAAGUUGAAAAAACAGACUUGGAAGCGAGACGGCUGGAGGAUUUAAAGGCGAAAAAUUAUCUCUUUCAAGCGAUUGAUCGUCCCAUCUUGGAAACUAUUCUUUGCAAAGAAACUUCCAAAGAUAUUUGGGAUUCUAUGAAGAAGAAAUAUGAAGGCUCGACGAGGGUGAAGCGUGCACAACUUCAAGCCUUGAUAAGGGAUUUUGAAACACUUCAGAUGAAAGAUGGAGAAUCAGUCACUAGCGUUUGUGCUAGAACUAUGGAGAUUAGCAACAAAAUGCGUUUCCAUGGCGAGAAGAUGGGAGAUGUCACCAUCGUGGAGAAGAUAUUGCGUUCCCUAACACCAAAAUAUGAUUAUGUUGUAUGUUCCAUUGAAGAAUCAAAGAACAUAGAUGCACUUUCUCUCGAUGAAUUGCAAAGUUCAUUGUUGGUCCAUAAGCAAAAGAUGAACCGAGGUUCAACAGUAGAGGAGAAGGCCCUAAAGGCUUCUGCUAAUACUCAUUUCUCUAGUUAUAGAGGAAGGGGUAGAGGUAGAGGAAUUAAGGGGAGAUCGAGGUGGAAUAUAUGGAGGAGGAAGAGGAGAUCGAGGCGGUAG